This is a messenger RNA of Puntigrus tetrazona (Sumatra barb), 3321 nucleotides long. RefSeq names its product caveolae associated protein 1a (gene cavin1a). Lineage: Eukaryota; Metazoa; Chordata; Actinopteri; Cypriniformes; Cyprinidae. The transcript has 2 exons. Bases 424 to 1737 code for a protein of 437 amino acids. Gene Ontology annotation, biological process: transcription initiation at RNA polymerase I promoter; termination of RNA polymerase I transcription. The record is from RefSeq and is a predicted model, not a curated record. Gene Ontology annotation, molecular function: rRNA primary transcript binding. Gene Ontology annotation, cellular component: cytoplasm; caveola.
GACGGACGGGCUUCACGGAGAGCUGUGGUCACACACACUCUUCCUUACACACUCCCACACACCUUGGAGAGGGAGAGUCUGCUUCCACUUACUGGCUGAGGUCCCAGAGUAGACUUGAGGGAAAGAGGAAGGGAGGGAAAAUUUGAGGCAUUACAGCAAACCUAGAGAGUAGUCCCUAGUGGUAGUAGGUAGUGCAGGUGAUUUGAAGAUUGGUUAGAAGUAGCCAAGACAAGUUGUCGCCUGCAAGUUGCGCUGUACUAGAGUCGUUGGGUGUCUACUGUCAUUCAAGUCUUUUUUUAGUGCUUUAUUUUUACCCUAGGACUGCGUUCUUGCACACCGGGCCACGGGUGUGCAUGCUUCUGCCUGCCUCUGUCUGCAAGUAAGCUUGUGUGUGUUUCAUCGGACUCUAGUUGAAACCGAGCCAUGGCCGACACAGACUUCAAACUGGAGCGUGCCGUCUUUGCCGAAGUCUCUGAUGACGACGAGGAGGUCGCCUUGAUGCCUGCUGCCACCAAACCUGCCACCGUCUCCAAGGGGUUCAAAUCAAAGCGAGGCGACGAGGAUGAUGACGACGACCCGGCGGAAGAGGUGGACCUGGUGUUAGGGCCGGGACUCGACGGAGGCGGCAGCGGUGAUGCCCAGAGAUCUGAAGCCCAGGCUACAGGCAUGAAGGUCCUGGCUCUCCUGGACAAGAUCAUAGGUGUGGUGGACCAGAUCCAGCAGGCCCAGACGGGUCUGGAGGCCAAGCAGGAGACCAUGGAGAAGAACAUGAGCAGCAUCCAGACGGACCUGGCCAAGCUGGCCAAGAGUCACGUUGGGACGGCUGGGACGGUCAACAAGCUUUUGGACAAGGUGCGGAAGGUGAAUGUCAACGUGAAGAGUGUGCGCACGGACCUGGAGAAGCAAGCAGGACAGAUCAAAAAACUGGAGAACAAUGAGCACGAGCUCCUCAAGAGGAAGAACUUCAAAGUGCUUAUCUUCCAGGACAAGGAGAAACCUGUGAAGGUCUCUAAGAAGCCAGUAGCUGCAGUAGAGGAAGGAGAGCAGGUGCUGAGUGAAGGAGGAGAGGAAGAACGUGGCUCUGAGGAGGAAGUUGAGGUCGAGGAGAUCAUAGAAGAAUCUCGUGCUGAGCGCAUCAAACGCAGCGGCCUCCAGAAGGUGGACAAGCUGAAGAUGGCCUUCAGCAAGGAGCAGAUGGAGAAGACCAGACAGAAAACCAAGGAGAACCUGGAGAAAACCCGACUCAGAACUAAAGAGAACCUGGAGAAGACACGCCAGAGAACCCGAGAGAACCUAGAGAAGACCAAGAAGACCCUGGGCAAGAAGAUGGGUAAGCUAGGAACAAAGAUGACGCCGAACACCGAACGCCGUGAGAAGAUCCGCAGCUCCAGAGAGAAGAUGAAGAAGUCACUGAAUCCUGACCACACCGUCUACGCCCGCUCCAAGUCAACCACCUACCGCGUAGCGCCCUUCACCUUCCACGUCAAGAAGGUCCGUGAUGGUGAGAUCGAACCCACACCAGAGCCGGAGGAGGAGGAGGAGGAGGAGGAGGAGGAGCAGACCGAGGAGGUGCAGGAGGCUCUUGCAGUGCAGGGAGGAGGCCUAGUGUCAAGGGUGGAGGAAGGUGAACUGGUUAGUCUUGACAGCCCGGAGAUGGAGGCCUUACUAGAGGCAGCUGAUCAAUCACGGCUGGUGUUCCAGGAGACGGUGAGGCCGAGGGAGAAGGCCGGCCAGUAAGUCCAACGUGCUGAGUCCUGGAAAAAGCUCAACACAGAAAAAUAAUACGGAGAUAGUCUGGAGAUGAAUAAGGCUAAAAGGAUGUAGGGAACUGAGAUGUGCUUAAGGACGGAUUAAAUGAGUCGACUGGACCUUUGGCUGAACAUUUAGUUUGUUUGUUUGAUUUUUUUUCUUAUUAUCUUCUCAACCCCAAGGUUGCUGUUUUUGUUUAGUUUUGUUCAGUUGUCAAUUGAGAACUUAACAAUAUGCAAAAAAAAGCAAAUAAUUUUAAAUGUACCAAGACUUAAUCUACUUUCAAUAUAUAUAUAUAUAUAUAUAUAUAUAUAUAUAUAUAUAUAUAUAUAUAUAUAUAUAUAUAUAUAUAUAUAUAUAUAUAUAUAUAUAAAAGAAUGUUAUAGUAUUUUCAGAAAAUGUGGAUGUGAGGAGGUUUGCACUCCACAAGAAUAUUUUCAUAAACACUUUCAAGGCAUUUAAUAUUAACUCUUUAAUUUGUAAUCAAGGCUACCCGGUUGCAGCCAGAUAUUGUCAAUAUAUAUUUAUUAAAGUGCUUGUAUUUAAUGAACACCUAUUGUUCUUUAUAACAUCAUGCGAUGCGAUGGCUGCAGUUUCAGCGGUAUAAAUUAAUAGCAGGCCUUAUGCGUCUUGUAGAAGAUCUGGGCUUUGUUUUAAUGCCGUGAAUGAACUGUUGGAAGCUGCUGAAAGUGAAAACUUAAGGUGCUAGAGAGUAUGUUGUCUGACUGACAGAAAUAUUGUUGUGAGGGAAAGUGAAUUGUGAAAUAUUCUAAUUGUUAAAAAAAAAAAAAAAAGGAAAGAAAGAACUGCAAAUAACUACUGCUGACUGAAUUUUGUUUCUUUUGAAAGUGAAGGUUUUAAUAAUGACGUGAUUAGUUGUUUUGUGUUCUAAUCACAGGUUUGAAUGUAAUCCAAGCUUCAUUCUCUGAAAUAAUUGCUUCAAUUGAUGUCUACAGAUGGCGUAACUGAUCUUUGAUCUGAAUAUGUAAACAAGAAGCUCUUAAAAAGAUCGAGCCGAUGAUCAGUCUCCGAAAAGGUUAUUUUUCAGAAUACAAUUUUAAUAACUCUGAGGUAAAUUAAUUUGACCUUUUUGUUUACCUUGUUUGUACAUAUAUGCUUUAACACGCUUAAAACUUAAAACGUAUUUUCAUAUGCACUCACAGGCAUAAUAUUAGGUGAACAGGGACCUGCUCAAUAGAAAAUGAGUGCUGACACACUAGUCAUUGUGUGGUCCAGCUCACUGAACAUAGUUCUAUCCUGUUUGAUUGUACUCAACUCAAUUACUGAUUUUUCGUUGUACUUUAAGUGCGUUCAUGUUAAACAGUUGGCCCAUAUUUUUGCAUUUAGCUUGGAUAGGCUCAUUUUUACAAAUAGCACACUCACUGAAAACACAUUUUGUAUUUUUGAUCUCCUAUUAUCACACAUGGGUAAUAGUUUUGUAGAUGUGAAGGUCUGAAUGAAGCUGCUUAUGGCUCUGCUUGUUGUGCUUGUGAGAUCUGUGUCUGUAUAAAUGGAUUUUAGCUGUAGGCUGCUUUUAAUAAACAAAUAAAAGUGUCCACCUUUGUGAUGUGA